GUCGCGCCGUCGCCACUGCGCGUUCGGCCUAUGGGGACGUAGCCGUGGCAUACAGGACUUACUUAAGAGCUCAAAAGAUGUGCUAAAGUUUUUGUUAAAAGUGUAUGAACGGCGUGGUGGAAUUGUUUUCCGUUUGCACGCGCGGGAAAACGCUGCGUGAAGAAGUCGCGGCACGCAUGAACGACGACGAUUCCGCCUUGGGUUCCGGGCUGCGCAUCCGUUAUUCUGAAAAGUGCCGUGCAUAACGCGCGUUGCCCCCUUCAUUGAUGAACGACUCCGAACGAUGCGCGACGGGCGGUACACGAGUCGCCAAGUUUGAAUAGGAGACUCACGAUUCCUAUCCACCGAUCGCGGCAGCAUGGGUGCUUUCGCACGAAACCGCCUCCGUCGUUUACGCCCACGAAUGGAAGAGGAAAUAGUAGUAGACGAUAUAGAUGAGAAUAGUGCUACGGAUACGCAGCAGGUGGAUGAUGCAACCACGUCUGUAAUGCCACUGUUAUAUAUCCAACAAAAUAAAGUACGUUCUACCCAAUCGACAAAUAUAAAUCAAACUAUUGUUUCACCUAACACACAACUCGCUGCCAUUAUUAAUCCAGUUAAUAAUCAGAUUGUGACUGGACAAAAUAAGGUAUUUAUACAAGGGCCAAGUCAGGUAGCUACAUCUCAAAAUAAACAACACAUCGUAAUUCAUCGUCCGAUAAAUACUGUGAGCACUGCUACUUCACAAGCUCAAAAACACAUUUUACUUAGAAAGUCAACAUCUACUGCUCAGAUAUUGCCCUUAAAUACGACGCAAGGAAAUCAAACCAAUGCGCAAGUGGGAAAGCAUACAUUUGCAUAUUUGGGAACCCUCAUUAAACCUAACAAAUCACGAGAAUCUGUUGUUAUACCUGCAGGGACUUUAACACCGGCUCAAAUAACGAAACCCAAAUUAGUAAUUACUCCAGUAAUAUCACAAUUAACUCCAGCACCAGCAAGUACCACAAGUGGCUCGCAGGGUCAGGGUCCUAAACAUAUGGCGAAUUUAAUAUUACCAGUGAACAUUUCCCAGCAAAGUGGCACCACAAAACCUAGCAUGUUCAAUUUAAAAAUUAAUAAUGGUCAACUUAGUACGGAAAGCAAAGGUACCAUAACAGUGUUACGUGAAUCAAAAACGACAAAUUCAACGACACAUCCUCCACCAUUGCAUCCAAUAAAAAUGGGCCUUUUAAGUGCAAACAAGAACAAUUCUAAUUCCAUAGAUAGUAUAAAAAUCACUGAAAAUCCGGAUUCAGCCGUUAUCACGCCAAUUCCAAAAAAGGAAGAUAAUCAACCAGAAAAACGGAAAAAGACAAUUAGCAACAUAUUACGAGGUUCUACUGAAAAACGGAUGAAAAAGCAACAUAUUCCAAAAUCUCCGCAAGACAGUCUAGCUGAUUCUAAUUAUGCAUUGAGCAGUCCAGAGUCUGAACAAGACAAAGAUAAAAAGACUCAAAAUGACGAUGAUAUUACAUUGAUUAAAGUUAUCCCUAGUGAGGAUAAAGUUUCGAAACUUAAUACAAAUAUGGAUGAUGAUAUAAGAAUAGAGAUAAUUAAAACUCCAAUAAACUGUAAUACUGAAAUAACGCCAGACAAUAAGAAUGAAGCAAAGAGUAACAAUUGUGAUGAAACAAAAGAACAAUUGAAUCAGAAUAAUACUCCGAAUCAGAACAACACGCAUUUUGAUGCGUCUAAAAUUUUGGACUGGAAAGAUGGUGUUGGUACUUUGCCUGGAAGUAAUUUACAGUUCCGUAUGAAUGAGUUCGGCAUUAUGGAAGUAGUAGAUGAAGAUGAAAGUAGUAAACAAAAUAAAGAUGGCAUAGGUGAUAAAGAGAAUGUGUGUUUAACACAAAAUUCCUCAAAAACUAGCUCAGGAAUUGUUAAUAAUACUAAUAUAGAAAAAAAAGCUGAUGAAAGGAAAUCUAGAUCGGUAAAUGCAGAUACUGUGUAUCAUUGCGAAGCUUGUGGAUGUUAUGGAUUAGCUGCUGAAUUUGAAAGUCCAAUAUCAUGUAGUCCUUCCUGCACAGAAGUGAUAGAGGCUAAAAAACAGCCUGCAAAUCGAAAGGACAAGGAUCCAAAAGAAGUACGCAUAAAAAAGAAACGCAAAAAAUUAUUACAAGAGUCACAAUUAUUACAAGGAUCAAAAGAAAUAGAUGAAAAGUCUGAUGAAAAGACACAAGAUAAGACAAAGGAAAUAGAUGAGGAAAAAGAGGUAUUGGCAAGUAUAGAUGACGAGAUCCAAGCAGAUUCAUCAGAAUCAAAGUUUCCUUGGCAAAGAGGAAAAUCAGGUUUUUCAUGGCCAAAGUAUCUUGACCAUUGUAAAGCAAAAGCGGCGCCUGUUAAGUUAUUCAAGGAUCCCUUUCCCUAUAGUAAAAAUCAUUUUAGAGUUGGAAUGAAAUUGGAAGGUAUAGAUCCGGAACACCCUUCUCGAUAUUGUGUUCUAACCAUUGCCGAGGUUGUAGGUUACCGAAUGCGUGUGCAUUUUGACGGUUAUCCGGAAAAUUAUGAUUUUUGGAUAAAUGCAGAUAGUAUGAAUAUAUUUCCUGCUGGGUGGUCUGAAAAAAAUGGCAAGAAAUUAGAUCCACCAAAGGGUUACACAUCUGGAAACUUUAAUUGGAAUGCAUAUCUAAAAAUCUGUAAAGCGCCUGUGGCAGCAAAGAAUUUAUUUCCGAAUAAAGGUGCCUUGCAAACUGUCUUUCCCACAGGCUUUCGAGUGGGCAUGAAGUUGGAGGCAGUGGAUAGAAAACAUUCUUCAUUACUUUGUGUCGCUAGUAUAGCAGGUUUAAUGGAUUCUCGAAUAUUAGUUCAUUUUGAUUCUUGGGACGAGGUGUACGAUUAUUGGGCUGAUGCGAGUUCACCAUAUAUUCACCCUGUUGGAUGGUCUCAUCAUAAUGGACGCGCCUUGAUGCCACCAAAUACUUAUAAGGAUGCCAAGUCUUUCUCUUGGGACGCAUAUCUGAAAGACACCACCUCAAUGGUUGCUCCAGCUAGAGCAUUUAAGCAACGCCCACCGUGUGCAUUCAGACGUGGUAUGAAAUUGGAAGCAGUGGAUAAGCGAGUGCCACAAUUAAUUAGAGUGGCAACUGUAGAGGAUGUGAAAGACCACCAAUUGAAGAUUAAGUUUGAUGGCUGGCCCGAUAAUCAUGCCUAUUGGGUUGAUGAUGAUUCACCUGAUAUUCAUCCUGUGGGUUGGUGUGUAAAAACUGGUCAUCCAUUGGAACCUCCACUUAUAGAUCAAUUGACUGAUCGACCGGAAUGUGGCACAUAUGGCUGCCGAGGUAUAGGACAUAUAAAAGGACCUAAAUUUGCAACGCAUAAUUCAGCAUCUGGUUGUCCGUAUUCUCCUCAAAAUUUAAAUAAAUCAGUCCAGUUGCUUGACAGAUACAGUUUGGCGAAAAACAAUGACUCCCACGAAGCCGAUGAUCAUGAAAUGGAGAUACAGGAAAAAUCAAAACUAGAGAAGACUGACAAAAAAACAGAAAAGUCCCAAAAAUUCGAUAAACUUGUGCCCUCAGACGAUGGAAUAUUAAUGAUCGAGAAGGAGAAAGAUGGCGAUUCGUCGGAGAAGAAUGAUAAAUCUGGAAAUACGUCAGAAAAUGAUAAAUCCGAAAAUACAUCGGAAAAUAAUAAAUCUGAAAAUAGAUCAGAAAAUGAUCAAUCUGAAAAUAGAUCAGAAAAUGAUAAAUCUGAGAAUAGAUCAGAAAAUGAUGAAUCUGAAAAUAGAUCAGAAAAUGAUAAAUCAGAAAAUGAGAAACCUGAAAAUAGAUCAGAAAAUGAGAAACCUGAAAAUAGAUCAGAAAAUGAUGAAUCUGAAAAUAGAUCAGAAAAUGAUAAAUCUGAAAAUAAACCAGAAAAUGAUAAAUCUGAAAAUAUAUCAGAAAAUGAUACAACUGAAAAUAAACCAGAAAAUGAUAAAUCUGAAAAUGGAUCAGAAAAUGAUAAAUCUGAAAAUAGACCAGAAAACUCAGACAAAUCCAACAAGUUAAAACAUCUGCACGGCGACGGACAAACGGAUGAUGAUGAAGUUUCGAAAAAGCGAAAAAAAAGACAUCAAAAUUCGGAGGAAACUUCGUUUUCCGUUUCCAAUAUUAUAAAUGGUGAUGUGCAAACUUGGAAUGUUGCGAAUGUUGCGAAUGUUGUGAAUACUAUGAAUGCUGCAAAUGCUGCAAAUGCUUCAUAUGCUGCAGACAUACCAGUUAAACAAUUGCGUAAAGAAUUAUAUCAAUCUGUAUAUAAUCCUGGAUAUAAUCCUUUGCCGAAUGCACCGCAUAUAUGGGCGAAACAUAGCAAUGCCUUAAACAGAGUAGUAUCAAAACAAACCACGAAUCCACGACGAUGGUCUAAUGAAGAAGUGAUUAAAUUUGUGCAAAGCAUGCCUAACUGUGCAGAAGCUGGGAAUAUUUUUAGACAGAACAAUAUCGAUGGUGAGUCAUUUUUAAUGUUGACUCAAGAGGAUUUGGUAUCGGUACUACGUUUGCGACUCGGCCCUGCCAUUAAGUUGUACAAUAGUAUAGUUUUAUUACGUCAAAAAGCAUCUUGAAUUAAAUUAAAUUAAACGAGCAGCGAAGCAUAUAUCUUUGACUGGCGAGUGAUGUAGCAACUAUUGUGACAGGAUAUAUCGCCUAUUAUUUAUUUAAAACAUUAAAGAAGUGUAAUGUCUAUUUUUUUUGCCAAUAAAUUUCAGAAUUGUUUCUUAACCGAGCGAGCGAGCAUUCGCAAGUGCCUAGUGUUUUGGACAGUUCUGAAAUAAUAUAUAUAUUACCUAAAAUCUUCUAUUUAAAUCGACAAUCGAUAGAGGAAGAGUUAUUACAAAAUCGAAAUUACAUGAUAUGUUUUAAUUUAAUAAUUCUCUGAAUCAAUUAUAGCAUUUCCUGCGAUGCAAUUAGACAUUUAGAACUUGUAGGGCAUUGAUUCAAGUACUUACGACCCGAUGUGACGUAAUUUUUCGUA
Messenger RNA from Trachymyrmex cornetzi, 4968 nucleotides. It is a transcript of the gene l(3)mbt, whose product is annotated as lethal (3) malignant brain tumor. The record is from RefSeq and is a predicted model, not a curated record. The coding region runs from base 359 to 4558 and encodes 1399 amino acids. Gene Ontology annotation, molecular function: chromatin binding; sequence-specific DNA binding; histone binding. Lineage: Eukaryota; Metazoa; Arthropoda; Insecta; Hymenoptera; Formicidae. Gene Ontology annotation, cellular component: nucleus. Gene Ontology annotation, biological process: negative regulation of DNA-templated transcription. The transcript is spliced from 16 exons.